UACAGUCCCUCCUCGGAAUUCAAGUGACGUGUUUUGUUUACCUCUCUGUUACAGAAAAGAAAAAACUUGUAUGGGAAAGAUAGUGCCACAUUUCUCCUUCAUGGUGUCUAGGGUUGGUGUUAGUUGCCAUGGAGUUCACGGAAGACUUCACGCAUCGGCAUGAGGCUUGCUUCCAAUGCAAUGGCUUCUAUGGCCCGUGUUUUGGACAGCCAGUGUGUGCCACGUGUCAUGCCUUCUUGUACCCAGAUGAUGUUUCGAAACAACCUAGUGUUGGACCCUAUCAAGAGAAAACAGAUGAUGGAGACUCUGGUAACGAGGAGCCACGGGAACCGAGUGACUAUUACCAGAUGCAGCAGCAGCAAGAGCAGGAUAGCAUACAGCAACAGCUACAGCAACCAUCACAGCAACAAUUACAGCAACAGCAGCUCCUCCUGCCCCAAAUGCAGCCACAGGAAGGGCUCCCAGGCAACAGCUACUCAGCAGCCGGAGAAGAUGUGUCUGACUUAGAUGUAAUGGAGCCAGGGGGGGGAGGAGGUGCAGAGGGAUGUGUAGCUGAACAGGUUCUUGGGGCAAUAGGAGGAGGAGGAGGAGGAGUUGCAGGAGGAGGAGUUGGAGUUGGAGUUGGAGGAGUUGGAGUUGGAGUAGGAGUUGGAGUUGGAGUAGGAGUAGGGGUAGGAGGAGGAGGAGCAUCAACAUCAUCUGGCAUUGGAGGGUCACUAGUUGUGGUUGGUGGGGGAACCCGGGUAGCUGGCACUUCGGGGAACAACAUACUCGGCAAGAAAGGUGCAACACUCCUCGGCAGCAUUAGUGUUGUGACUGGAGGUGGGGGAAUAAUUACAAGACUAACAGGCAGGACUGUUAUUGCAGGCAGCAUGCCUGUGAGAGAGGCACUGCAGGAAAGGAUCAAUCAGCUCACUUGUCCACGACCGCCGGAUAACUUGGACCCAACACUGAUCCAUCGAAUUCCUCCUGAAGUUCUGGUGCUGGUGUUUGACUUGCUAGAUGACAUGACGCUGUGGUCAGUAGGCCGAGUGUGCCGGCGCUGGCAGCAGUUAGUGGCACGUUAUGUCUCAGAAUCACAGUGGCAGGAGUACACAAAAUGCAGGUGGCCUUUGUACAGGCCUCUCUACACCAAAGUGCCAUGGCAGUUGGUCUACACAAAGUUAACGGAGAGCGCCCCAUGUCAGAUGUGCCUCCAUCAAAUGUCACUCCUCACUGCCCCGCCUUCCAAUGAAAAUUCAUGGAGGCGAAACCGACUACGGAAUGAACUCCGAACCUUGAGGUCUGAUCCUCCUGAGGGGAUUGAGGCUUCACCCUUAGACAAAAUGUCCCUACACUGGCAGGCCUCCAUUCGGGGCCCGGCUGGUUCCCCUUAUGAGGGCGGGACUUUCUACCUCUACAUUCAGAUUCCUCCAAGCUACCCCCUGUGUCCACCUGUUGUACGAUUCAUUACCAUGAUCUUCCACCCAAAUGUCUCCCGUCAUGGUGACAUUGGCAUCGACUCCAUACAGCACAACUGGUCACUGGCUCUCACCAUCUCGAAGGUCCUCAUCUCAAUCCAGUCACUUCUUACAGACCCCUACACCAAGGUAGGUUUCAUGGCUCAUGUUAGUGAUAGGAAAAGGAGCUGCUGCUUUGUUUUUUUAUCGUAGGGUCUGUUGGGUUUU
Penaeus chinensis is the source of this 1667-nucleotide messenger RNA. RefSeq lists its product as uncharacterized. The record is from RefSeq and is a predicted model, not a curated record. Bases 129 to 1652 code for a protein of 507 amino acids. NCBI's taxonomy places the organism in Eukaryota, Metazoa, Arthropoda, Malacostraca, Decapoda, Penaeidae. Gene Ontology annotation, molecular function: protein binding. The transcript is spliced from 8 exons.